CUCACUCUUCGACUACCUGUUCCCUCCCUAACUCACCUAUCGUAUCCUCUUUUCCACCAUGGCCAAAUACGACAGCAGCUAGCCCGCCCAGUGCGACGGGAACUCAGUCGACCCGAACCUCGGCCUUUGGUUUUAUCUGUAGAUGAUCUUGUAGCUAUAUCCAGGAAAACAACCUCUCCCGCCCUCGUUGCGGCGGUCGCGGCACCAUGCCGACCUCACAACUGCGGAAAGCCGCUCGCAUCAUUCUUAUCGGAGCUCCGGGCGUGGGCAAGGGCACACAGACCGAGCGUCUGCUCAAGCGGUUCCCUCAAUUAUCGUCAAUCAGCUCAGGCGAUCUCCUCAGAGACAAUGUUCGCAACAGAACUCCGUUGGGCAUCCAAGCCGAAUCCCUCAUGAACCGCGGCGCCCUCGUCCCAGACAGCAUGAUCCUCCGCCUGAUCCGCAACUCCCUCAUAACCAAAGGCUGGCUCUACCGCUACUCUGAACACCCCGACGCCUCCUUCAUCCUCGACGGCUUCCCACGCAACGCCGUGCAAGCCUCCCAACUCGAACAGAUGAUCCCGAUCAAUCUGGCGAUACAGAUCCACACGCCGGUGGAAAUCAUUCUGGACCGCAUUGGGAAUCGAUGGGUGCAUCCGGCGAGUGGAAGGGUGUACAACACGACGUUCAACGCGCCGAAGGAGGAGGGGAAAGACGAUGUCACGGGGGAGAGGCUGAUUCAACGCGACGACGACAAACCUGAAGUGUGGAGGGAAAGGCUGAAGACGUUUGAUGAUAGCGUGAGGGAUUUGCUGGGACAUUAUCAGAGGAGAGGAGUGUUGAUCAAGGUAGAGGGUGGGAGCUCGGAUGAAAUUUCGCCGAAGAUAUUUGAGGAGUUUGAGAGGAGGUUUGGGGUGUGA
Zymoseptoria tritici IPO323 is the source of this 899-nucleotide messenger RNA. RefSeq lists its product as uncharacterized. The transcript has 3 exons. Lineage: Eukaryota; Fungi; Ascomycota; Dothideomycetes; Mycosphaerellales; Mycosphaerellaceae. The record is from RefSeq and is a predicted model, not a curated record. Gene Ontology annotation, biological process: nucleobase-containing compound metabolic process. The coding region runs from base 207 to 899 and encodes 230 amino acids. Gene Ontology annotation, cellular component: mitochondrion; cytoplasm. Gene Ontology annotation, molecular function: ATP binding; AMP kinase activity.